CAUUGGCGACGCAAUAUAGGAAGUAAAUUCCACAGCUUACCGUUCUUGUUUUGACAGUUCGAACGCAAUAUUAAAAUUCACCUGGCUCCACACAUUUAUCUGCAUUUUCUCUCAUUGUUUCUGGGCAGUAUUCGACUAGAAUAGCCGACUCGAUUAACUGUAACACCGACAGCACGGUACGGGAAGGUGACGAGGUAGAAAGUCUCCAUGAGUCGCAGUCGGAACCCCCUCCCCCGGGGUCAAGGGGCAGCACGAGCCAAACAGAUGGGGCUGCUCCUUGACCUGACCCCUGAUGGAGGGAUGGAUGAUGAGGGGAAUGAUGAAGAGCUUGAGGCAGAGCUGCUGAAUCUUGUGGGGGGAGGAGGAGGGAGAUCCCAAGGGAACAAAAGUGAAGGGAGAGCUCCUGUUCACAUGGCUGAAAUAGAGCGAAUGACAGCUCUUUGCAUGAAAGACCUUGAUGAUGAAGAAAUAGGGGAUGACGAUUUGGAUGACGAAGAUCUGCUGGCAGAACUGAAUGAAGUUUUGGAGGAUGAUGAAGAUCAAACCCCUGCUCCCACCCCCCCUGCCGUCACGCCGGCUCCUCCCAAAGUGAGCAUAACAUCCCACUCUGCUCCUACUGCUGCUCCCAGUUGUGCAACUGGGCUGGAGUCCCGCCUACUGGAGCGUAUUGAAAUGUAUAAGACUGCCAUUUCUAAUGCCAAGGCUGCAGGGGAGACCAGCAAAGUGCGACGAUAUGACCGCGGGUUAAAGACAUUACAGUCCAUGUUAACAUCUGUCAAGAAAGGAAAGCCAGUCAGUGAGGAGGAGAUGCCACCUCCCGUUGCUCUUGGUGGAAACCCCAGCAUCACCACAGGGUCUGAAUCGGUAAAGGAACGAGAACUGCCAGAGCCAGCGCUGAUGCCCUCUCCUCUUACCAAUCAGAAGCCUCUGAGGGAAGCUCCGCCGACAGCCCCUAAUCUGAAGCCACUCCAUUUGACCCCGCCCCAGAAGCCUGCUGCUGCCAUCACCCCAGAAACACCUGCAAUCUCUCCCCUUACCCCCAGUCAGCCUGAUGCACAGCACUCAGGGCUGAAACAGGCAGUGUUGUCCAGACAGAGGGAGUAUAAGAUGGCUGCCAUAAAUGCCAAACAGAACGGAGACAUUGACCAGGCCAAACGGCACUACCUCACUGCCAAGAAGCUGGACAUGCUGGUGGAGGCACUGGACAGAGAUGAACCAGUAGACCUGAGCUCGCUACCUCCCCCUCCUGGUGAUGUAGUACCAGAACACUGUGCACCUCCUCCUCCUCAGUCUUCCUCCAAGCCUGCUGCCCCCACUGCUCCUGCACCCACCCAGGUGGCCACUGCAGACCUGCCUGCUCCCAGCAGUCUCGGAGAAGCCCUGCAGCAGAGAAUGGACAUUUAUAAGUCAGCAGCAGAGGGAGCAAAGAGCAAGGGAGAUGAUCGUAAGGCUCGCAUGCACCAGCGCAUUGUCAAGCAAUACCAGGAUGCCAUCAGAGCUCAUAAAGCUGGACGACCUGUAAACUUAUCUGAUCUACCAGUGCCACCAGGCUGUCCUCCACUUCGGGGCUCAGAGGGGGGUCAGAAGAACUUUGUGGGUGUCCUGGAAACAGCUAUGAAAUUAGCUAAUCAGGAUGCAGACGCAGAAGAUGAAGAAGAGGAUGGUCCAACAGAGGCUGCCAAGCCUGCGGUGCGUCCACCUGCCCAGAAAGCUAAGUCUCCUGCUCCACAGGCCCCCGGAGGCUCCUCAGCUCCAAAACUGGGACCUAAAGCCCAGCAGCAAGUGGAUUUCCUGUUGCUAAGGCGACAGGCAUUUUUACGCGCUGCACUGCGCUCCAAACAGAUGAAGGACAUGACAGGAGCAGCGCAGCACCUCAGACAUGCCAAGGGACUGGACCCCAUGAUCACCGCUGCCAAGUCUGGCCUACCUGUUGAUAUCACCAAGAUUCCCAGCGCCCCAGUGGGUGAGGACGACUACUCGCUGUCUCGCUCCCGUACCUCUCCUCUCUCCCCUCGCUCAAGUGAACAGUACCACAGCCUCAUGGGCCUUUUACGAAAGCAGCACGAAAAAUGUCUGGGCUACUCUCAGCAGUUCACACUCAUGGGCAAUGUAGCUGAGGCUCUGAAGUUUGAGAGGCUGGUUGAAGAGUGUGUGAAGAACAUAGAGAUACUAAAGAAUGCCCACGCCAAAGGCCACCCAGUCCCCAGGUGCCGCACAGAGGAGAGGACCUUCAACUCUGUCAAGAUCUACUCCAACCUGACACUUAAUGACCUGAUACUGUACAUAAUCCGAGGCAUCAACCUACCAGCACCCUCAGGUGUCUCACCGAACGAUCUGGAUGCAAGUGUGAAAUUUGAGUUUCCUUUUCCCAGUGCGGAGGAGGCUCAGAGGGACAAAACCAGCACAGUAAAGAGCACCAACAGUCCAGAGUUUAAAGAGCAAUUCAAACUCAACAUCAACCGUGCCCAUCGAGGCUUUAAACGAGUUGUCCAAUCCAAAGGCAUUAAAUUUGAAAUCAUCCACAAAGGAGGCUUGUUUAAGACAGACAAAGUAGUGGGCACAGCUCAACUGAAGCUAGAGGCUCUAGACAACCACUGUGACAUUAGAGAAAUCAUAGAGGUGAUGGAUGGACGUAAAGCCACGGGUGGCAAGUUGGAGGUGAGGGUGAAAAUCAGAGAGCCUCUAUCAGGAGUUGAUUUCCAGCCAGUGACAGAGAAGUGGCUGGUGCUCGAUCCAGUCUCGUCCCUUUCUCCUCCAGAGAAACAAAAGGGACAGGCUCAGUCCCCCCGGUCUAAACCCAGACAUGAUGUGAGCAGCAGGAGCAGUCAUCCCAACAACGCUCCUCCACAGUACAAACUCCACAGCUUUAGCCUUCUCAACUAUGACCGGGAACGGCUGGAGAGAAAGAUUGCAGAGUACCGAAAGAAUCGGCGGGAUCCCCCGUCUGACCUCAUCCAUCAACACAAUGAGGUCACACACAGACUGCAGUGGCAGAAAGCACAGCUGGAGCGCGCCUCUCCUGCUCUGCUAACAGAAUAUGAAAAUGUGCUGCGGCGCUUCGUCCAAGGACUUGCUGACUCUGUGAAGAAAUACUCCAGUCAAGGCAACAGAGAUGCUGCCAAGGAUGCACUGGGCAGGUUGAAGAUGGUAGAGAGUGAGCUGGAAUCGCUGAAAAGGAAACGCACUGGAUAAGAAGAGAAAAAGGGAGCAGAGACUUGGCUGGACUACUGUUAUUUCCUCUCCCUCUGUCUCAUACACAAUCCUAUACAAUACCACAGUUGGUACUUUAAGCACGAUUCUGUGCUGCUCAUGUCCAUGACAACUGCAUGAACCAACCUGCUAAUUCUGUCAACAGAUCAUAUAACUUGUGACACUUGUGGUUAGUUGCCUGCCACUAUACUUGAGAAUACAUUGUGUAACUACAAAGGGACACAAAUUAAAACAAGGGAGAGGCAGGGUUAUUUGCACUUAAACAAGAAGGACACUACAGAAAUCAGCUUCUAAAAUACAGAUUUACAGCCCUUACCCAUACUCUUUAUAGUUUGUUUUUGUUUUGUUUUUUUACAUAUAUUCCAUCUUUUCUCUGAGACAUCUUGUGAAGAGAUCUGUAAGAAGACUUAACAUUUUACAUUUGACAUCAGCUCGAAGUCUUUUGGUGUCCAGUGAUCACCAAACAAUGUGUAUGUGCAUGUGUGUGCUUGCUCUGAAGUGUGUUUAACCAAUGGACUGAGGUGUUUUUAACCCCUUUUCCCAUAUUAUAUGUGUGUAAUGAGCUUAAUCUAAUCUGUCUGCUCCAGUGUUCCCAGAUUACAGUAAUCUGCUCCGUUUGGAGUGGUUUGAUAUGGGAAUAAAAAAACGGGGCUACAACCCACAUCCCAUAAUGAGGGAUUAGUGUUUGUGUCACCAAGGAGACGACUAGCUCAGACGUAGAGUCGUCGUUGGGGCUGGGGAGAUGGUUGUUAACAACGUGCAAUGAAUGUGGUAGGAGCUUAGCCCUGCUAAAGGAUUGCUGCUUCUUCGCCUUCAUCAGCUGUUUCUUCUUAGUUGUCUUCUUCAUCUUCACUCUCGUCAAACUAAUUCCAUUGCAUUUAUCCAGAGAUUAUUCAGAGUCUUGAGAAAUAUGUUGCUCCACUUGGAUUUCCUUUAAACUCCAAUACAUUAUUAAAUCCAUUGUGCGGUCAAUUAGAAAAUAAUUAGCAGCUUGUCAGUGUUCUGCUAUUUUCCACUGAUUUUAGGGUACGCAGUUUAUAAAAAUCAGAUUCUGUCCCACUGAGCUCUCCAGUGGCAGCACAGCAGAUGCUGAAUAGAGUAGCCACAGGAAGACAACCGAAUAUCUGUCAGUAAGGCUGGGUAAUUGCUCAUUUCUAUUUCUGUUCCCCCAGAGACAUCCCUGUCACAGUUAUGGUUGUCAUUCUUCUCUACAUUACACCUUUUUUGUGGCUGUAGAGUCAAGGGGAUUUGUUAAAACUUUGGAAUAGGUACUGUAGAUUACAACUGACAAAGGCAGAAACCUUGGAAUAAAUUGUUAGCCACGACAACACUAGAUGUACAAAAACAGUAAUUUUACAAAUGUGCCUCAUUGCUGCCAUGUAUUUUCUGCUCUGUUCAGUGCUCUGGACAGAUUUUUCCUCUAUGUGUUUGACAACCUGCUAACCUGACAGUAGAUGCUGGUGAUCCAGGUUGACUGCAUGCAGCCAGGAUGUAGCAGAAUGCUUUAAACGAGCCUUACUGUAUGUUUAUGUUUGACUCUUCUAAGUUGAUGAUGUCUGUUGACUCGGCUAACAGUUUUCUGGUCACAUGACAGAGCAGAGAAUCAUGUGUUUGCCCUAAUCCACCCACCGUCUCACUCCAUUAGCAAAUAAUCCCGGUUAAAGUUGACCUGAUAUGGCUCUCCAUAGACUGUGUGAUUUUUAUGUAAUACCCCCUUCCCCCACUAUCUUCUGACUCUUUGUAAAUGGCACAUUAUGUGGUUUUGAUACGCUGAUAUUUUUUUGACGGACAGGAGAGAUGAGUGUCUGCUUGUAGUGACUAUAUAACCUUUACCUUACUAUGGGUUGGCACUUAAAAGACCCAACCAGUGUGUUUGCAAUUUUUAGCAUCUUAACUUCCGGUCAUGUACACAUAACAGUUUUGCUGAAAUUAUUCAAUGCUUGCAACCCAAUUUCAGAUUUUUGGGCGUAGUUUUCCUACUCUUCCAGGCAGAAAUUGGUUUCUGUGUGGUAUGAAAAUCAUUUAUCAGAAUCUUGAAACUUGUAAUUGCCUCAAUGAGCCAAACAUUUGGCUCAUUGAGUUGUGUAGACUCAAUAGACUACACCAUUCAAGCAAAUUUCAGUGGUCUGCUAAUUGCUUUUCAUUCUGUAUGGAAAUAAAUGGAGACCACUGGCUGCCCGAAACAGUACAAAAGAAUUGGGCUGCAACUAAUGAUUAUUUUCAUUACUGAUUAAUCUUCCUAUUAUUUAAUGGUGGAUUAAAAAGACAGAAAACGGUGAAAAAUUUCUCUUAGAAUUUCCUAAGACCCAAAGGCUUCAAGUUCCUGGUUUUUGUCUGACUAUCAUUCCAAAACCCAAAGAUAUUCAGUUUACUAUCACAUGAGACAACGAAAAGCAGUAUACACUCACAAUUGGGUAUUUUUGCUUAAAAAAUUCUCGAAAAAAUUAAACAAAUUAUUUCAGGUGUUCAAAAACUACUAAGGAUUUCUAAAACAGAGAGGCAUGGUUUGGAAAAAAAGACGGUCUGUGAUUUGAAGUAUAUUGGGCUAAAACAUGCAAGACCAUUGGUACCGUCCUUUUAACAAAAAAAGUGGUUCUGAUUUACUACGUCAAGUAAAGACUGAAUGCGACGCCGUAGCUCUGAUAUAACUUGGGUUGCAGCGCUUGCAUGUUUUAACAGCAUUAAAAGCUCACACAAAAACUGCAACUCCGUAGCACCAGUUUCUUUCAAUUCAAUAGCUUUGACCCCAUUUCACCCCAAACACACACAUACACACUCCUGCCACAUCACCCCACUCGAGUAACCUCAUGGCCUCUGAAGCUGUCCUGUUGUCAUGGCAACAAGCUCAUCAGCAUUCAGUGUCCUAUGGUCAGGACCUGGGCAGAGGGACUUAUUGUUAAAGUUUGUCCUGCUGGUGACUCACAAUCCUUUCCCACAUAUACAACACAUCCCACACACACACUCCUUCUCACCCUUUUUUUUUUUUUUAAGUUUGUUUGGCUCUCUCUUUUUUUCUUUUUUUAUCCUACUCUGUAAUCUGACUACACUCCAUUUAAAAAAGGAGGGGGGGUUUGGUGGAUUGUUUAUCAUCACUGUUAAUAUUUCAGUUUUGGGUUAAAUGUGUUCAUACUAAUGUUGAACCUUUGACAUUUUUAAAAAUCUGUUAAGUCAUGUAAGGGCAAUCAAUAUAAAUGUAAUAUGUAUAUACAGUAAAUAUACAACAUAAUGUACUCUGUCUCUAUUUUUAAGCGUAAGUCAUGAGGAUUUGUGCAGCUCAAAAUGAGAAUAUAUAAAAGCCUGAUUGUUUAGGCUGUAGUAUCUUAUGUUUGUUGUUGAUGUUAACAUAAAUAAA
Molecule: messenger RNA, 6562 nt
Organism: Xiphias gladius (swordfish)
Lineage: Eukaryota; Metazoa; Chordata; Actinopteri; Istiophoriformes; Xiphiidae
Gene: cc2d1a
Product: coiled-coil and C2 domain containing 1A
Exons: 28
Coding region: 208-3192 (994 amino acids)
Biological process (GO): regulation of transcription by RNA polymerase II
Cellular component (GO): nucleus
Molecular function (GO): RNA polymerase II cis-regulatory region sequence-specific DNA binding; DNA-binding transcription repressor activity, RNA polymerase II-specific
Source: RefSeq, a predicted model, not a curated record